This is a messenger RNA of Ostertagia ostertagi, 2412 nucleotides long. The record is from the annotation of a GenBank genome assembly. Lineage: Eukaryota; Metazoa; Nematoda; Chromadorea; Rhabditida; Trichostrongylidae.
AUGUUAGCAAGACGAAAUAGUGGAUUGACCUCUGAACAGUUCAUGCGAAACCCGACAAAUGAGCCGAUUUUGGAGUAUAAGAAAGGAAGCCAGGAGAGGCAAGAGUUAGAGAAUGAGUUGGAGAAAAUGAGCCAGCCUUCCGAUCAUCAAACUGUUAUCGCCAAGUAUUCUUACGCGACUGCCGGCCAGAUUCUUGAGGCGAUCGAAGUCGCUCUUGAAGCCCGCAUACCAUGGGAAAGAAAACCUUUGAAAGAAAGAGCGGAUAUUCUUCUUCAUGCAGCUGAUCUGGCUGGUGGUAAGUAUCGCAUGAGGCUAAAUGCGGCUACUAUGCUCGGACAAGGAAAAAACAUCAUUCAGGCUGAAAUUGAUUCCGCUUGUGAAUUGAUAGACUUCUUCCGUUUCAACUCCAAAUUUGCGUUCGACUUGGAAAAGUACGAACCGAUCAGUACAAAGAUCAGCACCAAUAAGAUGGUAUACAGAGGCUUGGAGGGUUUCGUUGCUGCCAUUUCUCCAUUCAACUUCACAGCCAUUGGUGGCAACCUACCCACAGCUCCUGCAUUAAUGGGGAAUGUUGUGCUGUGGAAGCCAUCUGACACCGCCGUCCUCAGCAAUUACGUAAUAUAUGAGUUGUUGGAAGAAGCAGGUAUACCUCCUGGUGUGAUCGCAUUUCUUCCUUCCCAUGGUCCUGAUUUUGGUGAGAUGAUAACCACAAACGAACAUUUGAGUGCCAUAAAUUUCACGGGUUCUGUCCCCACAUUCAAAACUAUUUGGCGGAAUGUAGCCGAAAACCUUGACAAAUAUGUAACAUUCCCAAAACUCAUUGGAGAAUGUGGUGGAAAGAAUUUCCACUUCGUGCAUCCUUCGGCAAAUGCUGAUGCUGUGGCUGCGGGCACUGCUCGAUCUGCAUGGGAAUACAGUGGUCAGAAAUGCUCUGCUUGCUCACGGAUAUACAUCCCGAAAAGUCGAUCGGAAGAGAUUUUCAAGAAAAUUUCCGACAUUCACAAGAAAAUCAAACUGGGUGAUGUGCGAGAUGGCUCGAUUUUCUUCUCUGCUGUGAUUGAUAAGAAGUCGUUCGACAACAUUAAGAGCUACAUAGAUUACGCGAAGAGUGGCGCCGAUGGUGCAGAAAUUCUCCUUGGUGGAAAGUGUGACGACAGUAAGGGAUAUUUCAUUGAUGCCACUCUCAUAAAAGUUACGAAUUUGAGGAGUAAACUCAUCAGCGAGGAAAUUUUUGGGCCAGUUCUUACCGCUUAUGUCUAUGAAGAUAAUGAAGUGGAAUCAGUUCUUAGAUCUGUAAAGGAUCAUACUCCUUAUGGGCUUACAGGAGCCAUCUUCUCGGAGGACAAGAACUUCUUAUAUCAUGCUCGCGAUGUUCUACGUGAUGCGGUAGGAAACAUGUACCUCAACGACAAGUCCACGGGUUCCGUUGUUGGACAGCAACCCUUUGGAGGAGCUCGCAUGUCUGGGACAAAUGACAAAGCAGGAGGCCCUCAUUAUGGCUUAAGCAUGGGUUACGCCGAUGGUAAAGAUUGGACUAAUGUAUCGUUCGAAGUAGGUCGACGUCAGCUUCAUGAUUGGAGAGAUACAAAUAGCAGACGCAGUGAGGAAGUCGUAGAAUUGUGGGAGCACGUUGUGAGUCGCUCACCAUCUCUACUAGGUGAUGAGCUAUGGAUGGUGUAUGAACAGGUUUGCGUAGCCGCCCUUGACUGUGCCAGGCUAGACCUUGCCAGUGAGUGCAUAUCAGCUCUCAAUCGCCGUUUUCCUCGAAGUAAUCGUGUCUUACGGCUGCAAGCUAUGCAUCAUGAAGCUGCCGAACAGUUCGACACUGCUAUGGCUUUGUAUGAGCGGCUUAUAGAAGACGAUCCCACUAAUAACUCGUUUCGAAAAAGGAAAGUGGCAGUUCUACUGGCACAGGGGUUGCGACUUGAGGCUAUCCGUGAGCUCAACGACUACUUGAAGAUAUUCCUGAAUGACUCGGAAGCGUGGCUCCAAUUAAGUGAGCUAUUUCUUGCCGAAUCGGAUUUUGCAAAAGCUGCGCACUGUUUAGAAGAAUGUGUUCUAGCGGCACCUCUUAAUACCUUAUACCUACGACGUUUGGCAGACAUUCGCUAUACUCAAGGUGGCCAAGAGAAUAUCGAAUUAGCUAAGGCCUACUAUGAACAAGCCGUCAAGCUCAAUCCCUCAGAUUUACGAGCCCUGUAUGGGAUCGUUAUUUGCACGAAUUAUUUGACGCACCAUAUGAAAGGAUCAGGAAGUGAAAAGAAACGGGAUUCGAUAGUUGCGGGUACAAAUGCCAUCGAUAAGAUUCUGGCCAGAUAUGAGGAGGUCGAAUCAGUCGGUGUGAACCCAAAGAUAUCUCUUGUGAUUGACUCAGUGAAGCAGAUGAAAACUCAGUUGACUACCUCGAAAUAA